GGAAGAGAGUGUUGCCCUCUCAGUAUUAUCUGUUUGCAUAGGAGAUGAGGUAUUUUAACCAAUUGCAUUUGUGACUUCAAAAAGGGAAUUUCCUCCUGCGUAACUCCGGACUGCAGUGACAAGGGGGUAGAAAAGAGAGAAAGAGAAAAUAAAAAUAUUUUCUUUAAUCAUGUUUGGACAAUUGCUGACUACGGCUACAUUACGAUUCUCUUCUCUUACUAAUGCCGUUCGACCCACUUUGAUGGGACAAUCUAUGUUCUCAAAUCCUCUGUCAAAUGUACUCACAACACAAAUGCGUUUUGUUACCCGUGGAAAUACAUAUCAACCAUCUCAGCUUGUGCGUAAGAGAAGACAUGGAUUUUUAACUCGCUUAGCCACCAAGAACGGUAGACAUAUCAUCAAUAGACGUCGUAUGAAGGGCAGAAAAUUCUUGUCUCAUUAAAUGUUGUAAAAAGUAGUAGAAAAAAAAGAGAGAAAAGAGUGUAUUUUAUAAUGUCCUUUUUAAUUGACAAUAAAAAAAUUAAAAUCUAAGCUUGCUAAAGAACCACUUGUUCUUUCCAGUUUGGUAGCGUUCUUCAAACAACUUUUUGAUGAGCUUCUUGGCGUCUUCACGUUGAGAAGGUUCCUUG
This is a messenger RNA of Rhizopus microsporus ATCC 52813, 629 nucleotides long. RefSeq lists its product as uncharacterized. The record is from RefSeq and is a predicted model, not a curated record. Gene Ontology annotation, molecular function: structural constituent of ribosome. The transcript is spliced from 2 exons. The coding region runs from base 170 to 442 and encodes 90 amino acids. Gene Ontology annotation, biological process: translation. Gene Ontology annotation, cellular component: ribosome; mitochondrial large ribosomal subunit. Lineage: Eukaryota; Fungi; Mucoromycota; Mucoromycetes; Mucorales; Rhizopodaceae.